Exophiala oligosperma is the source of this 2796-nucleotide messenger RNA. RefSeq lists its product as uncharacterized. The coding region runs from base 828 to 2516 and encodes 562 amino acids. The transcript has 2 exons. Gene Ontology annotation, biological process: transmembrane transport. NCBI's taxonomy places the organism in Eukaryota, Fungi, Ascomycota, Eurotiomycetes, Chaetothyriales, Herpotrichiellaceae. Gene Ontology annotation, molecular function: transmembrane transporter activity. The record is from RefSeq and is a predicted model, not a curated record.
UAAAAUUUAUAUCAAUUAUUUACAUAUCAAUUUUCGAUUUUCGUGUGAAAUGUCUGUUCCACGUCAGCAUUGGGGCUUACCCAGUUGUCGAACUCGGCAGUAAACAUGCGAUGCCACUCCUUCUGCACAAACACCACGUGGAUGAGCGCAAUUUAUUGCCGAUCUAUGAUAAUACUCCCUAUUGAUGCUCCAACCUGGAGUUGAGGAUCGACCCCCAGGUUGCUGAAGAUGGAUUGCAGUUCUCUUCUCCAAAAAGGUCAUUCCGAUCGCUCAUCCGGAUCAUCCGAAAAGACUGCAACGAUCCAAAAGGGAGAGAAGAUUCUUCGAUGGAGUCAUGACAAUAAUGAAGGCUUUGUGCAUCGGUGUUUUGGAUGAAACUCGUGAACGAUCGGUCAUACAUAUGGGGAUAUCAUAUCCAAGACCAAACCAAGUUUGGGUACAACUGACACCCCAGUUCCCCAGGGACUCCUCGGAUACCCAGUUUCUGUUCCUCCGUGCUCUGUAUACGGGGCUUUUUUGGAGAACGUGGGGCGCAUUUUGCUGCCACCAUCCACCCAUCCACCAUGGCACUACCUCUUCACUAUCCCGAUACGGGCCUCGAGCCUCCUGGUCGUCGGGGAACCUGAUGUGUCGCAGUACACCGUAGCGAGAUUUAUUUUGCUGAUGCGUUUUGCUUAAUUAUUAGCCUUUCGUAUUCUGUCACUCUGUCAAGCAGCAAGCUUUCUACUAGAGCUGAACUCUUUUUCUAUUUUGAUAUUUCGACCAUCGAAGUAUACAGAACGACAGCAAGCCGUUCGUUAUCCAUACGAUCAGAAUAGACCAUCACAAUGGUUUUUCUAGGAAUCAUCGACGAUAACAAAAUCCCGCACGUUCCGGGCACCGUUAUCCUCGAAGAAGCAUACGCCCAUUCCGAAAAUGUCACCGGUGGCCUCAAGCAUGGAACAGGGCGCAAUGCCAAUGUUGUUUUGGUCCCUCAGCCUUCCAACGACCCUAACGAUCCCCUCAACUGGCCGACGAGCAAAAAACUGACCGUGUUGGGCAUCACUUGUUGGGGGUCGAUUCUCUAUGCGGCCGUUGUGAGCGCCAUGCUCAACGCGGCAUUCGCCACGAUGGCUGUCGAAAUCAACACCACGAUUCCGGAUCUCGUUCUCACGUCUGGGUACCAAACGCUCGUGGUGGGCGUCACAGGACCCAUGUUCUCGGCGUUGGCUAGAAAAUGGGGGAAGCGUCCGGUGUUUAUACUCGCGUCCAUCAUCUGCCUGGUGGCGGACAUCGUCGGAUCUUGCGUCAACACUUACGAAGGUGUUCUCACUUCGAGAAUUCUUCAGGGUUUCGCGAUCGCACCGUACGAGUCUCUGGUGUUUACGUUGAUCAGCGACAUGUUUUUCGUGCAUGAACGUGGAAUCUACGCAUCUUGUAUCAACUUCAUCCUGGCUGGUAUCUCGAAUUUGACCGGUGUUGUAGCUGGUCCUAUCGCCUCGAAUAUCGGAUGGAGAUGGCUCUACUACCUUUUGGUGUUAUUCGGCGGUAUUCAACUCAUCCUACAAGUCCUCUUCGUUCCCGAGACGAGUUACAACCGCGACCACCGAUACGACAUUGACGAACUCAAAAACGACAACCUCGAAGGUCUUACGGCUCUGGAAAUGCAAGAGAAACUCGACAUGGAGAAAACCGGCUCCGGCGGCGAUACCACGCACGCCGAGGAAGGGAUCGCGCACACGAAAUCUCAGGACCCGCCACACGCGUACACGAAAAAGACGUGGCGACAAGAACUGGCACUGUUCAGCGGCACCUACUCGAACGAGAACCUGUUGCAACUCUUCCUGGCCCCAUUCGCCGUCGUCGUCAACUUGGCGGUCUCGUGGAUCUUGAUCGUCAACUCCAUGUUUGUGGUCUUGUACGUCGUCAUCGCCUUCGUCCUGGCCCAACUCUUCGCCCCGCCGCCUUACUCCCUCAGCCCGGCCAGUAUAGGCUACCUGUCGUUUGGUCCGUUCGUCGGUGGUAUCUUGGGUACCGUCAUCCUGGGUGCCCUGUCGGACCCCUUCAUCAAAUGGUGCGCUCGUCGCAACAGGGGAGUCUACGAACCCGAGUACCGUCUGAUCCCUUGUCUCGUCGGUGCUCUCUCCGGGGUAGGCUUGAUGCUGUUUGGACACCUCGUGUCCGAGGGCGCUUCCCCUUACGCGACCGCGACGGUCCACGGGCUCAUGCUGUUCGGCGUCAUGUUUGCCUGCAUCGGCACGAGUAACUACGCCCUGGACGCCUACCGAGGCAUGGCCAACGAGAUUUUCAUCGCCUCCAUGGCGGUCAAGAACACCAUCUUGUUCGGGUUCAGUUACUUUGUCAACAACUGGACGGCUUCCGUGGGUCCCCAACACGCGUUUUACAUAUGGGGAGCCGUGGCCUUUGCCUUGAUCGCUACGGUGCCCGUCAUGUUCUUCUUCGGCAAGAAAUAUCGAAGUUACUGGGCGAGGAAUAACUUGUUGGAAAAGAUGCAUGUCCAGACUCACGAAGAGUGAUUUUCUGGAAAGCCCAGGGACAGGUUCAAAGAAGACCUUCUCGAGUGUCGAGUAGUCCGGAUUGACUGUUGGGCCGCAAAGAUGGACAACGUCAACGACGACUACAAGAGUGUCAUGAUCAGGAAGCGACAUAGAUAUAGAUUGGACUUGGACUUGCUACAAAGUUUUGUUUUGCUUUGUUUAACAGAAUAGAAUAGAUUAGACUAGACUAGAUUAGAAGAUGGGACACUUAGCUACAGUUACAGAGAGUCAUACUUUCGAAGGAGUAGCACAUACUAGA